Molecule: messenger RNA, 2012 nt
Organism: Rubroshorea leprosula
Lineage: Eukaryota; Viridiplantae; Streptophyta; Magnoliopsida; Malvales; Dipterocarpaceae
Source: the annotation of a GenBank genome assembly
GUUUCCAAAAAACCCCUUACCACCCUAACUCAUCAUGUCUCCUAGAAGACAAAAUUCUCCUCGUCAACGAGCUGUUCGGGACAUAGAAAUGGAAGAACUACGUCAAAAAAUUCAAGGGCUUCAAGAAAGACUCGAAGCUUUUGAGGGACAACAAGCUCAACACCUGCAAGAUGAACCACAUGAGUCAGAGGAAGAUACUAAUGACGAGAAUCCCUUCCAUCACCUAAGGGAUAAUGAAAGCUCAUCAUCAACAGAAAAAGUUCGUCGUCGACGUCGUCCCCAACAAAAUGCUGCUCCCAAAUCCACUGACCUUGGCAUCAAAAUUGAUAUUCCAGAUUUUGAAGGUCACCUUCAACUAGAUGAAUUUAUCGAUUGGUUGCACACUGUGGAACGUGUGUUUGAACUCAAGGAUAUUCCUAACGACAAGCGUGUGAAGCUCAUCGCCAUCAAAUUAAAGAAGCAUGCAUCCAUUUGAUGCACUUCUCAAGGGAAAGUUUGCAAUGUCAUCAUUGACAGUGGAAGUUGUGAGAAUGUUGUGUCAAAUUAUAUGGUUGAGAAGCUAGGUCUGCUUGUCAAAGAUCAUCCCCAUCCAUACAAGUUACAGUGGCUACGAAAGGAAAACGAGGUAAAAGUAACCAAACGUUGCCUUGUUUCUUUUUCUAUUGGUAAUAGGUACCAAGACGAAGUAUGGUGUGAUGUUAUUCCUAUGGAUGCUUGUCACUUGUUACUUGGUCGCCCUUGGCAAUUUGACCGAAAGGCUAUCCAUGACGGCCAUGCCAACACCUACUCGUUUGUGAAAGAUGGUGUGAAGGUCAAGCUCACUCUCCUGAAGCCUGAAGAAACACUUGAAAAGAAGGAUGAGGACAAGGCUUUAAUCUCCAUAUCAACCUUUCAGAGGUUGCACCAAGAGUCGGGGAUAGCAUGUCUCCGACUAUUAUCCAAAGUAAAUGAUGCCACCUGCCCUUUUCCAGAAGAAAUUCAAUCUCUCCUUGAAGAAUUUUCUGAUGUUGUUCCUGACGAGAUCCCUCCUGGAUUACCACCAAUGAGAGACAUUCAGCAUGCCAUUGAUUUCAUCCCAGGAUCUGUCAUCCCAAACAAGCCUGCUUAUCGGAUGAACCCUCAAGAUGUGACAUUUCUUGGAUACAUCAUCACUGCUCAAGGUAUCAAGAUGGACCCCAGUAAGAUUGAUGCUAUUGUCAACUGGCCUACACCAACAUCGAUGCAUGAUGUUCGAAGCUUCCAUGGCCUGGCAUCUUUUUACCGGAGAUUCAUCAAGAAUUUUAGUUCUAUUGUUGCCCCUAUUACUGACAGCCUUAAGGUGUUAAGUCAAGAAGGUCGACCCAUUGCCUUCUUCAGUGAAAAGUUGAAUGACACAAAGCUCAGAUAUUCCACCUAUGACAAAGAAUUCUAUGCAAUUAUUCGAGCCUUGGAGCAUUGGAGUCAUUAUCUUCUUUCCAAAGAAUUCAUCUUGCACUCUGACCAUGAGGCAUUGAAGCACCUGAAUUCUCAACAGAAGAUCAGUCAUCGACAUGCUGCUUGGAGUGAAUUUCUACAAGCUUAUCCUUUCCUCCUCAAAUACAAAUAUGGGGUCCAGAAUUGUGUAGCUGAUGCUCUGAGUCGUCGACAUGCCUUGCUUACUUCCUUACAAAUGAAAGUCACUGGAUUUGAAGUGAUCAAGGAGUUGUAUGAGGAUGAUCCUGAUUUUAGCAACAUUUGGCAAGCCACUUCUAAUCAAGCCUUUCAACAAUAUCAUCGCCAGCAAGGUUACCUCUUCAAGGGUAACCGACUAUGUGUUCCAUGUUGCUCACUCUGAGAUUCAAUUAUCUGGGAAGCACAUAAUGGUGGAUUAGCUGGUCAUUUUGGGAGAGACAAGACUUUAGCUCUUGUUAAAGAAAGUUUUUACUGGCCAAAGUUGGAGGGAAAAGAGGGGGGAAAGGCUUUUCAAUUUUUUUUAAAAACAUUGUAAUGUGUGAGGGUAGGGUUUUAUAUGAAUAUAAAUAGAGGAUGCUGUC